GGGGGGGUCCGCAGCGAAAACAAAGAUGGCGGCCGCGCCGGGGUUGGUAGCCGGGGCGGCUGCGGGGCGACGCGCGGGCCUGGCCCACUGAGGCAGCUGCACGGUGGGCAGGCUGCGGGGUCGCCGCGGCAGUGAGAAGCCGGCAAGGGCGCGCGGCGACCCUAACUUCCAGCCGGCGAGCGCGCCGGCACCCGCCCGCCGGGCCGGCCGGCCGCGAUGUCCGGCGCCGAGGAGGCCGGCGGGGGUGGCCCGGCUGCAGGGCCCGCGGGUGCUGUGCCGGCCGGGGUCGGGGUAGGGGCCGGGCCUGGGGCUGCCGCGGGGCCGGCUGUGGCGGCUCUGGGCGAGGCGGCGGGGCCCGGGAUCCCGGACGAGGCAGCCCUGGCCGGCGCUCGGCAGCUGCAAGAGGCGGCCGGCGACCCCGACGCGCCGCCCAAGAAGCGGCUGCGGGCGGCCGAGGCAGCCGAGGCGGCGGCGGCGGCGGUGGCAGCGGGCAGCGGAAAGCUGGAGGAGCGUCUCUACUCGGUGCUGUGUUGCACCGUGUGCCUGGACCUGCCCAAGGCUUCCGUGUACCAGUGUACUAACGGUCACUUGAUGUGCGCUGGCUGUUUUAUCCACCUACUAGCAGAUGCCCGGCUGAAGGAGGAGCAGGCCACAUGUCCCAACUGUCGUUGUGAGAUCAGUAAGAGCCUCUGCUGCCGGAACCUGGCUGUGGAGAAGGCUGUGAGCGAGCUGCCUUCAGAGUGUGGCUUCUGUCUGCGUCAGUUCCCUCGCUCCCUCCUAGAGAGGCACCAGAAAGAGGAAUGCCAGGACAGGGUGACACAGUGCAAGUACAAGCGCAUUGGCUGCCCGUGGCAUGGCCCUUUCCAUGAGCUGACAGUGCAUGAAGCCGCGUGUGCUCACCCAACCAAGACAGGCAAUGAGCUGAUGGAGAUCCUCGAUGAGAUGGACCAGAGCCACCGCAAGGAGAUGCAGCUCUACAACAGCAUCUUCAGCCUGCUCAGCUUUGAGAAGAUUGGCUACACAGAGGUUCAGUUCCGGCCUUAUCGCACUGAUGACUUCAUCACACGCCUGUACUAUGAAACACCACGGUUCACAGUACUGAACCAGACAUGGGUCCUGAAGGCUCGUGUGAAUGACUCGGAGCGCAACCCCAACCUGUCGUGCAAGCGCACACUUUCCUUCCAACUACUCCUCAAGAGUAAGGUCACGGCACCCCUGGAGUGCUCUUUUCUUCUGCUCAAGGGCCCAUACGAUGAUGUGAGGAUCAGUCCUGUUAUCUACCACUUUGUCUUCACCAAUGAGAGCAAUGAGACAGACUAUGUGCCGCUGCCCAUCAUCGACUCUGUGGAGUGCAACAAGCUGCUGGCCGCCAAGAACAUUAACCUGCGGCUCUUCCUGUUCCAAAUACAGAAGUAAGAUGGACCCCGGCACCCGAGGAGCAGAGGGUCGCAGUCCAGCAGUGCUGUCCCACCCACCCCUGGCUUGGCAGCCGCUUCACACAACUCUAUGAUCAUUUAGCAAAGGAGGAGAACAAAAUCAAACACUGAGAAAGUCUGCAUGCGUGUGCAACGGGGUCCCUGCCUCUGGCUCACCUUCCUCCCCUCUGCCUCCCACCUCCUGCAGGCAGCCAGAGGCUGAGCUGACCACAGUGGAAACAGCGCUCUGGGCUCCUCAGGUACAGGUGGUGAGGAGGGCAAGAAGCCACCCUUAUCCCAGCUCCCAUCCUCACAUCGAGGUGGCACGGUGGUUCCCUGGCCGGGUUCAGGGACCCUGGCUGACUUCAGACAGCAUAUUUGAUUGCAAUUAAAAAGGCAGCCUUGUUUCCUA
Messenger RNA from Apodemus sylvaticus (European woodmouse), 1827 nucleotides. Its product is annotated as zinc finger TRAF-type-containing protein 1. Gene Ontology annotation, cellular component: nucleus. Bases 217 to 1416 code for a protein of 399 amino acids. The record is from RefSeq and is a predicted model, not a curated record. Lineage: Eukaryota; Metazoa; Chordata; Mammalia; Rodentia; Muridae. The transcript is spliced from 4 exons. Gene Ontology annotation, molecular function: zinc ion binding.